Suillus subaureus is the source of this 1100-nucleotide messenger RNA. RefSeq lists its product as uncharacterized. Gene Ontology annotation, cellular component: endoplasmic reticulum. Bases 53 to 877 code for a protein of 274 amino acids. NCBI's taxonomy places the organism in Eukaryota, Fungi, Basidiomycota, Agaricomycetes, Boletales, Suillaceae. The transcript has 4 exons. Gene Ontology annotation, molecular function: oxidoreductase activity. The record is from RefSeq and is a predicted model, not a curated record.
AGAACGGACUUCUCGUUACAUGUACUAAAUUAGAUAUACUUACCUAACACUCAUGUCGCGAAAAGUCGCUCUAGUAACUGGCUGCUCAAAAGGCGGGAUUGGCUUCCAUUUAUGUGAGCGUUUUGCGGAGCAAGGAUGCACUGUGUAUGCCACAUCCCGUAGGCUGGAGACAAUGGACGGCUUCAAGCAUUCCGUAGAAAAGCGUGCCAUGGAUGUGACCAGCGACGACGAUGUGAAACUGGUUGUACAAUCCAUUCUGGAAGAGCAGGGAAAAAUCGACAUCGUUGUGAACAAUGCUGGUGCUAUAGCCAUCGGACCGUUGCUCGAUGUAUCGUUAGAUCAGGCUAGAAAGGCUUUUGAGACCAACACAUUCUCGGUUUUGCGGGUUGCACAGGCAGUCGCACCCUCCAUGGUGGAACGCAAGCAAGGGGUUAUCGUCAAUAUUGGAUCGAUUGCAGGACACAUCUCUGGUCCAUGGGCCGGAUUAUACUGCGCAGCUAAGGCGGCAGUUCACGCGCUCAGUGAUACCCUGGCUAUGGAAUGUAAACCCUUCGGUGUUAAAGUGAUUCUAGUAGCACCAGGCGGCAUUCAAUCGAAUAUCAGUGCCAACCAGGCGGCUACCCUUAAAUUAUCCCCCACGUCCAUCUACAAGCCUUACUUUGAUCGGGUAUACGAAUGCAUGUAUGCCAGCCAAGCCAAAGGGAGCAUGCCUACUGAUGAAUUUGCACGCCAUGUGGUUGCAAAGGCGCUGAGCCCCAACCCUCCGACAUAUAUGUCACUUGGGAGCAACUCGCGCAUUGUCGCAUUCCUCCACUGGCUCCCCCAUUGGCUUCUCCUAUGGAUCGUUGGAUCGAUAGCGGUGUGGAAGAAGACCUGAGCUAUCUGCGUAGCCACCACCUAACACCACAUGCUAUGGACAGGAAGGAAUGACGGGGACGACUCAGGUGACUAUGGAUUGGGGUGCCAAUGUCCUCCUGAUUGAGCCAUGACGGACCUUGGAUAGACAUGUUAGUCGGUCAAGAUUUUAAUUACAAGAUCGAAGCACUGGCGGGCCUAUGGCAGAGACUGUGACACAGCGUAAGAUGCACGACUCGGAAACC